Molecule: messenger RNA, 2257 nt
Organism: Owenia fusiformis
Lineage: Eukaryota; Metazoa; Annelida; Polychaeta; Sabellida; Oweniidae
Source: the annotation of a GenBank genome assembly
UUUCCGUUUCCGCUCUCUCUGUGGAAGUUAGGCAGAGAGUUCAGCUGUAUGCAGUCCCAGGUAUGCUGUCUAGCAGAGAAUAGAAGAGGACUUGUUAUGAAUCUGACUAAUGUAAACCUCUCAAAUGUAAAAAAGACUUCUAUAUACAUGUAUCAACAAUAAUAGACCCAUUCAUAUAGAAAACACAUCACUCCAUGCACUUCUCAGAGGCUUAGAUAUUGAAGGUCUGAAAAGUUAUCCAAAAUGAUCACUGGAACUUUGAUAUGUGCAAGAUGCAGAGUAUUGAAGCAAGUCUUAGAACAUAAUAGAUUACAAUUGCGGACUCUCUCAGCUGUAUAUCAGACACAAUAUGAUAAUCAACAUUAUAACGAGCCAAAGGUAAUGUCAUUGCGUAACUUGAACACUAUAUGUAUAAAGAGUGGAUUCAAUAUCACUGCUGUUAUGCACUCGAGUUGUAUAUUUCGCUGUACACCCGCCAGGAUGUUCCACAUGGGUCGUAUUUUACAUAGAGUUCAUAGGGACCAUGGAAAAGAAACAACAGAGCUUGAUCAAAGCAAUGAAAAUUUAGAAGAUGAAUUAAGUUCAAGUCACCUGUCAGAGCUUGAUGAUCACUAUCUGCUACCUGAGAAUGGACAUAAUGUUUUUAUAGUGCAACCAGAUUUAAAAGGCAAGUUACGACAGAGGGAUGGCAGUAACAUUGAGUUAAAAUUACAAGAGGCUAUUGCUUUAGUGGAUUCACUUCCUAAAUGGUCAGUCCAGGCAACAGAGACAGUGUCAAUAAAGGAGUCUGGUAAAAAAGAGUUCUUCACUAAAGGGAACUUUGCUGCUAUAUCACGACAAAUAAGGCGAACAGCAAACAUCACAGCAGUAUUUGUAAACACCAAUAAACUGGAAGGAUUACAAUUGUCUUUAUUACAAAAGGCAUGGGGCCUUCCAGUUUAUGAUAGGUUUACAGUAGUUCUGCAGAUAUUCAAGGAUCAUGCAAGAACCAAAGAGGCUAAACUUCAGGUGGCAUUAGCAGAAAUACCAUACUUCAGGUCCAGGUUAAAGGGUAUGCAUGCUGGUACAUUAGAUCAGCAGAAAGGAGGCUUGGCCCAUUUAGGAGGCUCUGGAGAAACUUGGAUUGAACUACGCAAACGUCUACUUGAGGAAAGAGGGAUUAAAAUAAAACGAGAUCUUGCUGUUUUGAAGUCAAAGCGCCAUCUUUUGAAGAAAUCGAGAACAAAGAAGGAAAUUCCAAUUGUUGCAGUGGUUGGUUACACAAAUGCAGGUAAAACUAGUCUUAUCAAAGUGCUCACAAAUGAAGCUGCUCUCCAGCCCAGGGAUCAAUUAUUUGCCACAUUAGAUGUCACAGCCCAUGCAGGGUUCCUGCCAAGCCACCUAUCUGUAUUAUAUAUUGACACGGUUGGGUUCAUAUCUGAUAUACCCACCAGCCUGAUUGCUUCAUUUAGUGCUACCCUAGAGGACAUCAGAGAAGCAGAUGUCAUAAUACAUGUUCGGGACAUAAGUCACCCUGACACGGAUGGGCAGAAGCUGAAUGUUAUACAGACCCUUGAGUCCCUAGAAUUACCUAAACAUCUCUUGGACAACAUGAUUGAAGUGUGCAAUAAAUCUGAUCUAAAUCACAGCUCACAUGAAGGUGGUGGCAUAUGUACAUCUGCAGUGACUGGGCAAGGCAUUGAUGAUUUGAAGCUGACACUAGAGGACACUGUUAUAACUGCCACUGGCUCUAUGAAGAAGUCCUUUAAGGUACCAAUGUCAGGUGAUCAUCUUAGAUGGUUGUACAAAGAGGCAACAGUCGUAUCAACGGAUCAGUGUGACAGUGCAGAACAUUUACUUGUGCAUUGUAUUAUUAGCCAAUCAGCAUACGGCAGAUUUAGGGCAGUUUUCGGGAAGAAAAAACAAGAACCUUCUUGAUCAUUACUUGACCUUUUGGCUCACAUUUGUGCCUGUGGAACCUCCUUUCCAUCCAUCUCUAGAUGCGCUACAUCAACAAUUUUUGGAGAUAGGAAGAUUCCAGUAAUCUAGAACUUGUGCUCAUAUUUUAAUUGGGGUCCAGGCUAGUAAUUUACAUCAGUGACCCUUACUUUUGCCUUGUUUUAGAGAAAUCUGCUUUUUUCAUCAAAAUAUUACCUGUUUGACAUAUUCCAAAUCAGAUAAUAUACAAAUAAUCAGUAUCAGUUCUAUCGAGAUGAAUUUUCUCCAAUAAGCCGGAUGCCAAGGGAAGUAUUGAACUUGUGAAAGAUGUACAGGUAUU